AUGUGGCUCAAACCUGAAGAAAUCCUGCUGAAAAACGCCUUUAAACUGUGGGUCACCGAGAAAGAUAAUGACUACUUCGUUCUGCAAAGGAGACGGGGGUACGGAGAGGGGGGCGGCGGACUGACAGGCCUGCUGGUGGGAACUCUGGAUACGGUGCUGGAUUCCACGUCCAAAGUGGCUCCAUACCGCAUCCUGCACCACACUCCGGACUCCCAGGUCUACUGGUCCAUAGCCUGCGGGGUCACCAAGGAGGAGAUCGGGCAGCACUGGGACUGGCUGCAGCAGAACAUCAUGAGGACUCUCUCUGUUUUUGACUCCACUGAAGAUGUCACCAGCUUCGUCCAGGGGAAGAUCAGAGGCCUUAUCGCUGAAGAGGGGAAGUCCUCCCUAGUGCUGGAGGAUGAUCCAGAGAAGUUCAGAGAAGCUCUCCUGAGGUUUGAGAAGUGGUUCGAGCUGCCCCCCCAGGAGAAACUGGUCACCUAUUAUUCCUGCAGCUACUGGAGAGGCAAAGUGCCGUGCCAGGGAUGGCUCUACCUCAGCACUAACUUCCUGUGCUUCUACUCCUACUUUCUGGGAUCUGAAGUGAAACUGAUCAUCUCCUGGGAUGAGAUCUGGCGGCUGGAGAAGACCUCUAAUGUGAUCCUGACUGAAAGCAUCCAUGUCCUGGCUCAUGGGGACGACCACUACUUCUCCAUGCUGCUGCAUCUCAGUGAGACGUUUGUCAUCAUGGAGCAGCUCGCCAGCUACUCCAUCAAGCGCCUCUUCGAUAAGGAGGCGUUCCAGGGAGAGCCGUCUCUCUGUGACCCCCUACAGAUUACAAAGAGAGGCCUUGAAGCUCACGCUAAAAGCGAGCAGUUCCGCUCAUUCUUCAGGCUUCCCAAAGAGGAGAACCUGUUGGAAGUACACGAGAGCUUCCUGUGGGUCCCAUUCAGCCAUUUCAACACUCUGGGCAAAAUCUGCCUGUCAGAGAACUACAUUUGUUUCGCCAGUCAGGAUGGCAGCCAGUGCCACAUCAUCAUCCCAAUGCGGGAGGUCAUUAACGUCGAGAAGCCCGACGCCACCAGCCGGGCUCUGACAGUCUGCGUGCGCGGCAAGAGGGCGCUACGUUUCUCUGAGGUCAGGGACUUCCAGCGGCUCGCCAACACGAUCCGCAGCAGGUGUGGGAUCAGCGCCAGCCCGCAGCACUCAGCUUCAUCUGAGGCCAUACGGGGAGAGUGCCAGUCGCUCAUAAAUCACUUUGAGGACAAUCCGGAGGACGUGACCCUGAUGGUGGGACAGAAGGACAACAGCAAAGCCGUGAGCACCGAGGCCCUCAUGACUGUUUUUCAUCCUCAAGACGUCGAGAACCUCGAUCCUAAAAUGCUGAAAGAGAAGAUGAAGGAGCAGUCCUGGAACAUCCAUUUCUCUGAAUAUGGACGCGGAACAAGCAUGUUUUUCACCAGGAAAACGCGAGACCUGAUCGUCCGAGGCGUUCCUGAAUCCCUGAGGGGGGAGCUCUGGAUGCUGUUUUCAGGAGCUGUCAACGACAUGGCCACCCACCCAGGCUAUUACGGCGAGCUGGUGGAGCAGUCUCUGGGAACAAGCACUUUGGCUACGGACGAGAUAGAAAGAGACCUGCAUCGCUCGCUCCCGGAGCAUCCGGCGUUCCAGAGCGACACAGGGAUCUCUGCUCUGCGUAGAGUUCUCACUGCCUACGCCUACAGGAACCCAAAGAUCGGGUACUGCCAGGCCAUGAACAUCCUCACCUCCGUCCUGCUGCUGUACGCUAAAGAAGAGGAGGCCUUCUGGCUGCUGGUGGCCGUCUGCGAGAGGAUGCUUCCCGACUACUUCAACCGACGGAUCAUUGGUGCUCUGGUUGACCAGGCUGUGUUCGAGGACCUGAUCAGAGAGAACCUCCCGCAGCUGGUGGAACACAUGACGGAUCUGAGCUUCUUCUCGUCUGUGUCCUUGUCCUGGUUCCUCACUCUUUUCAUCAGCGUCCUGCCCAUUGAGAGUGCCGUCAACGUGGUGGACUGCUUCUUCUACGACGGCAUCAAGGCCAUCCUGCAGCUCGGCCUCGCCGUGCUGGACUACAACAUGGAGGCACUCAUCACCUGCAGUGAUGACGCCGAAGCCGUCACCAUUCUCAGCAGGUUCUUCGACAGUGUGACGAACAGAGACAGCCCGCUGCCUCCAACAGUGCAGCAGGCAUCUUCAGGCAGCAAUGACAAAGCGCGUCACGUCAGUGUGGACAUCAGCGAGCUGAUCCGGGAAGCCUAUGAGAAAUAUGGACAUUUUCGAUCUGAGGAGGUGGAGAGUUCACGGAGGAGAAACAAGCUGCACGUGAUUCAGACUCUGGAAGACACGACCAAGCAGAACGUGAUCCGAGUCGUGUCCCAGGAGGUCCAGUUCAGCGGCCCCCAGCUUGACGAGCUUUAUAACCUGUUCAAAAGGCAGCAUUUCCUCAGCUGCUACUGGACCAUGGAGAGUCCUGCUCUGCUGCACCAUGACCCCAGCCUGGCCUACCUGGAGCAGUACCAGCUGGGGUUCCAGCAGUUCAGUGAGCUCUUCUCCCUCCUGGAGCCCUGGGCCUUCUGCCCGUCCAGGAGCACCCUCUCCCUCUGGGUCUUCCGCCUCAUCGACGAGAACCAGGACGGGCUUGUCAACUUUAAGGAGUUCUGCUCUGCUCUGGAUAUCUUAUAUGGCGGAUCUUUCACAAAUAAGCUGAAAUUUCUCUUCAAGCUCCACCUCCCACCAGCUUUCACAGGAAGUCCUUUAAAGGAGCAAAGAGUCCAGCAGCUCCUCCCAGAGGCUGAAGACUCAUCUCAUUUGAUCAGACUUGCUGCCUUUGACCUUCCUGAGGAUGGAGUCAUCAGGAAAAGUCCUGAAAGAGGCAGAGGGAAGGUUGACCUGCAGGCCUACCUGAAGCAGUGGCAGAAUGAGAUCCUAAAGAAGGAAGAAACCAUCAAGGACCUGCCAAGAAUUAAUCAGGCUCAGUUCAUCCAGUUCUCCAAGACCCUCUAUAAUAUCUUCCAUGGUGAUCCUGAGGAGGAGUCGUUGUACCGAGCCGUCGCCCACGUCACCAGCCUCCUCCUCAGGAUGGAGGAGGUCGGGCGGAGGCUACAAGAGCCGAGCAGCCCGCGUGCCGGCAGCACCGCCUCUGUGGAGGCGUCUUUAACCGAAGAGGAGACUUCAGACGCCUCCAGUUCUCCCAGCAGCCAGGAUGGGGCGGCGCGGCAGCCUGAAGUGGACUGGUCGUUUUCCUUCGAACAGGUCUUGGCCUCGCUGCUCAACGAGCCGGUCAUAGUGGGCUUCUUUGAACGGCCGGUCCACAUUCAGGGCAAACUGGGACAGGCCCGGGUGGCCCAGCUCAGGCUGAAGGCCAACAAGUGAAAAUCUGAGGGGAAAGUUUGUUUCUGACGUUUAAUCCACUUCCUCUGCCCAGAUCGGAUUCUGACGCUACGGUGGGUUUCCUGCCUUCAUUUCACUGACGAUCCGACGUAAACAGACACUAGGGUUGGAUCACUGACCCCCACCAGGAUGAGGGCUGCUCCUCAGGCCUCAUCAAACAUUUUCACCUCAUCUAGCUCAGAUUUAAGACCUUAUAUCAUAUAAACACCUGAAAAGUCUAUAAAGUACUUAGACUAAUUUAGAUCCUAAUUCUGAAUAUUUUCAUGUGCGCUUUCAUUCAGAUUAGUAGUUACUGCUUCUAGUGAAGCCGCCGUGUGUGAUCGUUUGUCCCGUGACCUUAUAGUUACGUUCAAAAUGCAAACAGCUUGAUGUGAAAAACACCAGCUUAGAUCAUAGUGACUUAGAGCAGCAGUAGAGCGGAUAGAGGACCUGCUGCACCGGCGCUCCUGGAAGCCAUAAACUGAUCCGCUUCUCUCACUCAAAUGAUGCAUUUUGAAAACAGAAAAAGGGAAAAUAUUUGCAAUAAAUAGGGACAGAUAUAGGAAAACAGGGAAGGAUGGUGGGGCCCUUUGGUUUAAUUUGCAUAUGCAAUUUAUAUAUAGACAGCCUGGUAAACAACAACUU
Molecule: messenger RNA, 4014 nt
Organism: Cyprinodon variegatus (sheepshead minnow)
Lineage: Eukaryota; Metazoa; Chordata; Actinopteri; Cyprinodontiformes; Cyprinodontidae
Gene: tbc1d8b
Product: TBC1 domain family member 8B
Exons: 21
Coding region: 1-3372 (1123 amino acids)
Molecular function (GO): calcium ion binding
Source: RefSeq, a predicted model, not a curated record